Messenger RNA from Naegleria gruberi, 2743 nucleotides. RefSeq names its product myotubularin-related. The transcript has a single exon. The coding region runs from base 208 to 2706 and encodes 832 amino acids. Lineage: Eukaryota; Heterolobosea; Eutetramitea; Acrasida; Naegleriidae. The record is from RefSeq and is a predicted model, not a curated record.
UGCUUCUCUAAUACAUAAAUUUUGCUGUGUUUCAUCACAUUUUUGAUUACAAUCUCUCUCUCGAAUCACUCUUUGAGUAGUGCUACUAACAAAGCUCUUACUAUUUUUUCAUUAACGGAACAUAUUGUUGCCGAUUGUAGAGGAUCAACUAUUUGAUCACAAUAUAUUCAAACAAAUAAUAAUAAUAAUAUAAUAUUACCUUUAAAUAUGAGAAGAUUUUUUGCUUCCAAUAGCGAACAGGCUGUUAACGAGAAUCUAACAGGUGAUAAUACAGAUGAUUCAUCAGUCAAUGAUGAUGACGUAGAGGAUGGCGUACAAAUUCAUCCACUUUCAUCAAGUACUACCUCUAAUACGCACAACAAUAACAAUAAUACUAGUAUUCACCACUCUGAAUCUGUUUCAACCCUUCCACAACAUCAUGAAAAUUUACGACCAAUUAGAAGUGAUAGCAACAUGGCCAAUAAUAACGAUUCAUCAACCGAUGAUGGAACAUCAAAUACAAUAAUUGGAUCAUCAAUUAUUAACAAUUACUAUGAAACUAAUAGAACAACACAAAGUAAUAGCGUUGUGAGUCAAGAUGUUAAAAUGUCCAAAGUACUUCUCAGUCCUGCUCUUCUUCCUGGUGAAGAAAUUAUCGACAAGGAUACUCAGGUGUUUGAGUGGAAUGGACAUACUUCACCUCAGAGAGUUGCUUGGCAUCAAGGUGUUUUAUUCAUUACAAAUUAUAGACUUAUUUUCAAGCCUGCAACACAAUCAACCUAUGAUGAUGUUCCUCAUCAAUUCCAAGGAAGUGAUAUUCCUCUAUGUACCAUCUCUAAAUUGGAAAAGAUUGGAGGUAAAACAAAUUCUACUAAGGACUAUUCCUAUCUCAUUGAAAUUUUCACUAAAAAUUUCCAACAUGUGAAAUUUGCAUUCGUUCCAACAAGAGGAACCAGAGGAAGAAUUUUCAGAACAAUUAGAGAUGAUAGAAAUCCAGAACAUUUCUUUGCUUACAAAUAUAGACUUACUAUUCCUCCACCUACUACUAAUACUAUUGGUGAAGCUACUUCUCCAACAGGUGUGGAAAGUCCAUCAAAUGGAUCUUCAUCAAAUGGUAUACCAAGUAUUUUACCAACACCAUCUUCUGAACCUGUUGAUGGCUGGAGAGUGUACGAUUUGGUUAAGGAAUAUACAAGACAAGGAGUUCUUAGUAAUAAUAAUGUAACACCUCAAAAUACUUCUCACCGACAAAUCAAAACUCCACCUUCUAACAUGUCUAAACAAAACUGGAGAAUUUGUACUUUGAAUCAAAAUUACAAGAUUUGUGACACCUAUCCAAGUCUUUUCCUUGUUCCAAACAAUUUAUCUGAUGAAGAAGUUAAGGCUGCUGCAGAAUUCAGAUCGAGAGGCAGAAUUCCAGUUUUGAGUUGGUAUGAUCCUGAGACUGAACUUUCAUUAACCAGAUGUGCUCAACCAAUGAUUGGUCUUAAUUUUACUGGUAAAAUAACAAAGAAGCAUAUUGGUGAUUAUAGAACUAUUGAAUCUAUUAUGCAAGCCAGUGAAAAGACUCAACAAAGAUUAAUGAUUGUCGAUUUGCGUCCAAGAGCUAAUGCUGAAGCUAAUCGUGUCAUUAAAGGUGCUGGUUAUGAAAAGAAUUAUAAGAAUUGCGAACUUAGAUUCAUGAAUAUUGAAAAUAUUCACGUGGUUAGAAAUUCCUUUGCUAGAUUGGCUGAUGUUUGCCACGAUUUCGGAGGUGUUGAAUUGAAUUGGCAUAGCAAGGUUGAAAGCACACAAUGGUUAGAACAUAUUCGUUCAAUUUUGACAGCUGCCCAUUUUUGUGUUGAUGUAUUUUUCAGAGAACGUACAUCUGUACUUACUCACUGUUCUGAUGGUUGGGAUAGAACCAGUCAAGUUGUUUGCCUCUUCCAAAUUAUGGCAGAUCCAUACUGUAGAACCAUGGAAGGUUUUGCUGUUCUCAUUGAAAAGGAAUGGUGUGCAUUUGGUCACCAGUUCCAAAAGAGAAUUGGUCACGGUAGUCGUCAAACUUUCUACACUGAUGAACGUGGUCCUAUUUUUGUUCAAUUUAUUGAUUGCGUUUAUCAAAUGAUGCGUCAACAUCCAACUGCAUUUGAGUUUAACGAACUUUUCUUGAUUUUCGUCCUUGAUAAUUUGUAUUCUUGUAGAUUUGGUAACUUUAUUUUCGAUAAUGAAAGAGAAAGAGUCAAAUACAAGAUUUAUGAAAAGACUCAUUCUAUGUGGACAUACUUGUUGAAUAGAAACGUCCUUGUUGAAUAUGAAGGUUGUGGUACCAACUAUCUUAAUCCUUUCUAUGAUCCUGAUAAUACAACCUAUGUAAUAUAUCCAGAUUUAAGACAUAGUUCUAUACAGUUAUGGUCCACAUAUUGGCUUAGAUAUGCAAAGGAUCCAAAUGGAUACGAAUAUUAUGGUUAUACACCUUUGCAUACUCUUCAAAUCAGAGCAAAUGAAAUUAUUGCUGAUAUGAAUAAGCUUCAAGAAAUUAAGGCUCUUUCAGAAAGCAAAAACGAAGCUACUGUUCAAACAUUCCAAAGAGAAUUCAAAAACAUGUGGGAAGAAAUUCAAAGACUCAAGAAGAAGAAUGAAGAACUGGAAGAAAAAUAUAAGCGUGAUACUGAAGCAUUAAUUGAUUUGUGCGAAAAGCAAAAGGAAGAACUCUCCAAUUAUGCUAACACUCAACAAAAUCUGUAAUUGUAACAAUAAUAACUUAUUGGUUUAUCCUCUGUAA